Molecule: messenger RNA, 662 nt
Organism: Olea europaea var. sylvestris
Lineage: Eukaryota; Viridiplantae; Streptophyta; Magnoliopsida; Lamiales; Oleaceae
Product: glyoxylate/hydroxypyruvate reductase HPR3-like
Exons: 1
Cellular component (GO): cytosol
Molecular function (GO): hydroxypyruvate reductase [NAD(P)H] activity; glyoxylate reductase (NADPH) activity; NAD binding
Source: RefSeq, a predicted model, not a curated record
CGAUUUCAGUUGGGAGGCAAGAAAAUUGGGAUUGUGGGAUUGGGCAGCAUUGGCAUAGAAGUCGCAAGGAGACUCGAGGCAUUUGGCUGUAUAAUAUCGUACAACUCACGGGAGAAGAAAUCAUUUGUUCCAUACCCAUUUUAUGCAGACAUCCGUGAACUUGCAGCUAUAUCUGAUGUCCUUGUCCUGUGCUGUGCUUUAACCAAGCAAACUCGUCAUCUCAUCAACAGGGAGGUUCUGCUGGCGCUCGGAAAGGAAGGAUUAAUUGUGAAUAUUGCUCGUGGGGCUAUAAUUGAUGAGAAGGAGCUGGUGCAGUGUUUGCAGCAAGGACUAAUAGCUGGUGCUGGGUUGGAUGUGUUUGAAAUUGAGCCUCAUGUUCCUCAAGUGCUUUUAACGCUAGAGAACGUUGUAUUGUCACCUCACUGUGCUGCCUUCACCGAGGAAUCUUUUGGGGAUUUAUAUGAACUCAUGUCUGAUAAUUUGGAAGCUUUUUUUUCAAAUAAGCCCUUGCUUUCUCCGGUUUUAGACUAUCAAUCAUAAUCCCCCUCUUACAUAUAUUGCUAUAUUUUCAAGUUUACUCAUGAAGUAAAUUGACUGUGUGCUUAUUAUGUAUUAUCAGAUUUGCCAUUUAGUGACAGACUAUAUAUUUGCUAUUUUUAUUA